AAUGUCGUCUUUACACUCUUGCACUGUGUUUUACAACAUUUAUUGAGUUGAAUGCUGCUGAAACGUCUUCCAAGCAAAGACUGUGUCAAGAUUAGUUAGUAUGCAAGAAGAACAACACAAAAUAUCUCAUACUUUAUCAUAUUCAGUUAUGAAAUAUGUCCUUUGUAAUCAUUGGUUCCCUGUUGUUUGUCUUUGUUCUCCAGUUCAUGAAUGACGUGAUCAUUUAAUGAUUGGGGUUAACAGUUGCAUCAUAAUUGGUUAUUUCAAAAGUUAGCAAGAUAUUAUUUUCGUUGCACCAUUGCCUGCUUCCACACAUGCACAUAGCCAAAAACAUGGUACUUUUGAAAGUGUUCAUAAUUUUGGCAAUGUCAUGCAAAUGCUGAAUUCUAGAUUGGGUCACCAAAGACAAAGAAAAAUCUACUUAAAAUUUACAGCUAAAAUUGGAAGUUCCUUGGUUCCGAUAAUUUUGAUUGUUUUGGUGUUGCAUCAGAGAAUGGAAGGAGCGUUGAACGAAUUAAAAGAUUUGAAAGAGUUUUACGACCCGGACACAGUGGAUUUAAUGAGAUUUAUCAAUGAGAAAACGGGAAAAGGGAGAUCUUUCAGUGGAAGUAUGCAACUUAUGGCUGCAGUGAAAUUGUGUACAGACAGACGAAUAACAAAUCAUCCACAUUACGAAAAUAAAUUAUUGAGACUACGAACAAAGGAGAUCUAUCAAAUUUAUGCCAAGCGAACGCCGAAAGACGUCUAUCAUUUGCUGCGAAAGCAUGGGACUGACUAUGUGAUCUUAGAAAAUAGUAUUUGUUAUUCUCGACAAGAGUUAGGUUGUAAGAUUAAAGAUAUCUUAGAUUAUAAUAACGGUCAUGUUAUAGAGGGUGGAGUUGCCGACAGGGGUCUGGUAAAUAGUGAUGUUUCCCGCUUCUGUCAUGCAAUUAAAUCAGGUGGCGAGGAAUUUAGUUUAUAUUUUAAGAAGAUGUUUGAAAAUAGAACAUUUUAUAUGUAUAAAUUGUUAGGUAGUGGUAGUUAGGGAUAGUAGUGGAUAACGGCUGUACAGGCAUGUACAAUGUGGAAGCCUGCCCAAACUUUUACAUAUACAGAUGAUCUUUUAUGGCUGUUGAGGAUAAAUUGUUUAUACGUUAUAUAGCUAUCAACUAUAAAGGAAUUGACUUCAUUCUAGCUUUCCUAGCUGUAGUAAUGUACCAUGUCGAUAUAGUCAAUGGGACGUUGGUUUGUUUUUCAAUAGUUCAUCAAUAAGUGCAAAUAAGUUACAACUGAACUGUAUCGAAAUUAUAACUAAAAUAUCCAAUCAAAA
Xenia sp. Carnegie-2017 is the source of this 1309-nucleotide messenger RNA. RefSeq names its product probable C-mannosyltransferase DPY19L3. NCBI's taxonomy places the organism in Eukaryota, Metazoa, Cnidaria, Anthozoa, Malacalcyonacea, Xeniidae. Gene Ontology annotation, molecular function: mannosyltransferase activity. The record is from RefSeq and is a predicted model, not a curated record. The transcript is spliced from 7 exons. Gene Ontology annotation, cellular component: nuclear inner membrane. The coding region runs from base 371 to 1024 and encodes 217 amino acids.